UUCUGCUGCAGGCAGUGGAGGCAGCUGGUGGCCGGAUGGGUGGAUGUAGACACCUUCAUCCUGCUGUCAGACAUGUGUAAGGAGAUGGUGGAUGCAAUCAGCGUCUCAAUCCUGGAAGCCGUGGAGCCUCAAGUCACUAAUGGUGGCGCCAGUAGCAGCUCCAUCACGGGGACUGAAACUCAACCGAAGAGGCAGCAUCAUAUUUACAGAGUAACAGAAGAAGCCAUCCGAUGCAGCCUUGGAGAUUCCCUCCAUCGCUGCUUUGGUGAGGCGCUGGGAUUAGAACAGGAGAGAACCCACGAGUCGGAGAAACUGGUGGAGCUGUUUGGAUUCGAGGUGAUGAAAAAGGUGAACCGCAAACUGGCUCUAAUGGAGGCACCGACCUCUUCCCAGCAGACGAAGACGUCAGAAGCUUCAGCUGCAUCUCAUACUGAAGACAUGGCUCGUCUUGUAGCUGAUAUAUUGAGAAAGUGCAAAAAACACCAGGCAUGGCUGGACAGUGAUGAGUCGGGAGGUUGUUGUCCAGACGAGGUGACACCUGUAGAGGAACUGAGAGCAGAAGGAGCUGAACCAACACAGAGUUCAGACCAGGCAGGUUGUCUGAGACAAGACUGUUCAACCAGCUCUACAGAGGAGGUACUGCCAAAUGAGACCUUUCUCGCUACGUUUCUGUGGAGGCUGCUGGAUCACAUCGCCACCGAGACAAGAACACCAAUCCCUGUGGACUUUUAUGGGAUGCUGGUCCGUUUGAUUGAGAGCACUGAGGAAGAACUAACUUCCGCUCUCCCACAGACUCCUUCAAACCUCCAUGUCUGCAUCUACAAAAAGCUUUGCCAGGAGUUUGGAUCUGCAGAGGAGCUGCUGUCUGCUGUGGCGUCCAACCCAGUGGCCUUUGAAGAAGCUGCUGCCAGGACAUUGAAAGCAAAGCUGGCGAAAUCUAAAAAAAACGUGAGCUUUGUCAAAAAAGUGAGCAGAUUUUUCCACAAAAAGACCAGCAAGGUCACUCAAGGCUGUGAGAAGAACACAAGUGAUGUCAGAAAACAGGAGAGUGGGCCUCAGGAGAAGAAAAGCUUCAGAAUUCUAUUGAAAACCAUCUGA
Amphiprion ocellaris (clown anemonefish) is the source of this 1098-nucleotide messenger RNA. RefSeq lists its product as uncharacterized. Lineage: Eukaryota; Metazoa; Chordata; Actinopteri; Pomacentridae. The record is from RefSeq and is a predicted model, not a curated record. Bases 73 to 1098 code for a protein of 341 amino acids. The transcript is spliced from 2 exons.